This is a messenger RNA of Cordyceps militaris CM01, 1350 nucleotides long. RefSeq lists its product as uncharacterized. Gene Ontology annotation, cellular component: cytoplasm. Bases 1 to 1350 code for a protein of 449 amino acids. The record is from RefSeq and is a predicted model, not a curated record. The transcript is spliced from 3 exons. Lineage: Eukaryota; Fungi; Ascomycota; Sordariomycetes; Hypocreales; Cordycipitaceae. Gene Ontology annotation, biological process: protein import into nucleus.
AUGUCGCUCCCACCCAACGUCAUCCGCGUCAAACGCAAGCGGGUGGAGGAAGCCCCCGUCACCUUUCUUCGUUUGUCUCUCCCCUCGCCUUUCCUGCCGUGCGACAUGAGCGACGACAGCAGCCACUGGGUCUACCAGCGACGUGGCUCCACGGCGCAGCAGCAACAGCAGCUGCUUCCCGGGCCCUCUCCGCUCCGCCCCGAAGCACAACCCCGGAUCCAGCUCUCGACGGCCGAGGACAAGGCGGGCGACGAGGUCAGACGAAAUGGGGCGCCAAAGCAAACCCAACAGGACCCCGAGAAGCUCACGCUGCCGGGGGUAUCAGAGCCGCGACGCUUCCGCGUCUCCAAGGCGAUGCUGGCGGCCGCGGCCGCUCACGGUGACGCGGCCGGAUCGCUAUCGAAGGGAGAUAGACAUGGCACGCCGACGCUGUUUGUGGAGCGUGUGCGACGCAAGAAGCUCGCGCCCAAGCCGCGGCGCAGCAUGCUGGCCCUCGACGAGGCGGCCAAAGAGAGCAGGGGCGUCGAGACCAGAGACCUCAAGCGGCCCGGUGUCGUCGCCAAACGAGCGCGCGAAGCGGCUAGGAUAGCCACACCGCCGCCGCUGUCGACCGAGGACGAGGCGCCCAAGCCCAAGGCGGCUGCCGCGAACCCCCUCCCGCCGUCGCAGACGAACCGCGGCGCCGAGGACAUGAGUAAAAUAGCCGCCGACAUGAACGACUGGGUCAUGCGCGAAAUGGGCGCCAAUCUACAGAGCAUGGAGGCAGAGCGCCAAAAGGCCGCGAGGCCGCCGCUGUCGCCGUCGCGGUUCAAGCCCCGGGCGCCAGCGAAGCGCUACCACGAGCGCCACCCCGAGCCGCCGGCCCCGGGCACGACGGCGACGGACCUGGAGGGCGACACCAACAUGACGGAUGCGAGCGAAGACGAGGACGGAGACGAGGACGACUGGGUCAUUGAGGAGUACGUUCGCGUCCCGGCGAACUCGGUGGCACUGGACUUGUCGCCGGCGGAUGUCGGCUUCUUGGUGCUGGACGGCGAGGAGGAGAGUCUUUUAUUCUUUGGCGCGCAGAAUGACGAGGACGAGGAUUGGGAUGAGGAUGAGGAAGAUGAAAACGCCGAAAACCACUACACCGCGGACUACCCAGAAGACGAGGUAGAUUCCGAGGACGAGUUUAACCGCAACGCGUACUACUUUCGCAACCAGAAUGCCUCCGACGACGAGGAGUAUGACCAGGACGCGUUUGACGAGGAAGACGACGCGGCCAGCGCGGACGGCCAGGGCGAUGAUGAUGAUGCGCGCAUGACGAGGAUCUUGGAGCAGAUGAAGAGACUCAAGGCGUCUCAGCGAUGA